UGUGGACUCCGACUGAGCCCGCUGGUGUGUCAGCUGUGGUCGUGAGUUGUGAGUUCAACGCCUCGUGCGAGCGUACUUCAUCUCGUGGCAUCGUCUUGUGUCGUUUUUUUUUUGGCAUACUUUUCUAAAAUAAUGACUUUACUUCAUCGGCGGGGGGUACAGCUAAUUGCGGCCGCCGUUGCGGGUUGGUGCGGCUGCCGAACGUACGAUCACAUUGCGGCGAAGAACAGACUCCACGCUGCGACAUUGCUCCCGAGCACGAGCAUCGUGCCGACCGAACCGGCGGCCACCUCGAGCCGCCCGUCUCAAAUCAUGCGCUUCGGUUUCCCGGGUACGGACUCAGUCCGUUUCCUGGACGACUACGUUUUGUCCUACGACCGUAGAAACAGGACGGCUCACUGGGUGUUCGAACACCUCACCAAGGAGAGCUUGCAAAAGAACGACAAAGUGGACAGGUCCAAGUGCACCUUCGUCGAAGACACCGAGGUGCAUCCGUACUUCCAGGCGCGAAACUCCGACUACAAGGGCAGCGGAUUUGACCGGGGACAUUUGGCCGCAGCGGGCAACCAUCGGAAGUGUCAGCGCGACGUAGACCAGACAUUCCUGCUUAGUAACAUGGCUCCGCAGGUUGGAAAGGGGUUCAACCGAGACUCUUGGAACAGAUUAGAAAAGCAUGUCCGCCACAUGACAAAUAAAUACAAGAAUGUCUAUGUCUGCACAGGACCCCUGUACCUGCCAAGAGUGGAAAGUGACGGAAAAAAGUAUGUCAAGUACCAGGUGAUCGGAGCCAACCACGUGGCAGUCCCAACACACUUCUUUAAAGUCGUUGUUGCCGAAACCGAAAAUGCUGAAUUCGAUUUGGAGGCCUAUGUCAUGCCGAAUGCUGUUAUUGAUGAUGCCACUCCCCUCAAAUCCUUCUUGGUUCCAGUGGAAACCAUAGAAAGGGCAUCGGGGCUUCUUCUUUUCGACAAAAUUGCCAAGGACAGGCUACGAAGAAUCAAUGGACGUUGAUGACGGCAGCAUUUUUAGGACACCGAGGAAGCGGAGGGCCAACAAGGACCUUCACAUCCCCUUCAUGCAGGACUUCCACUCUGUGCAGCGCUGAUUUUCGGCCUCAAGACUGACAAGGAUAUCAGUACGGCCUCCUGCAAGAUUUGAAACCAUACUUUUUAAAAAGUAAAACUUGCUACACUUUUUUUAUUAUCUUCUGACCCCCAAGCAUUUCAUUAUCCCCACUAGCUCGGGUUCCUCCAUCAUUUUAAGAUGUUCUUAAGAGCCGCAAAAAAAAGAACACCUUUGAGGUGUGACGCGCGCAUACAUAGAAAAAUUGAAUUUGUAAAUACUGUUAAAACUUUAGGUGUAAUUUUUUAUGAACAUAUAUCAUGAGACUCCUAUAUUCAAAAUCUUACACUUGAACUCUCUAAUAUCGUAGGUAUUCUAUAUAAACAUCGUUAUGUUACCAUGUAGCGUUAAACACUGAAUUUAUAGAGCAUCGUUCAAUUCUCCUAUGUUCUAUUGUCACCUAGUGUGGGUAACAACGACCAGUACAAACGUCAACAAACUUUUUUUUAUUGCAGAAGAAAGCAAUUUGAGGCAUAAAGUAAUAAAAAUACCAGAAUAUUACAAAUACAAGCUUGCAAUACCUAGUAUAUGCGGCAUCCCUGAAAUGUUUUGACCCCCCAUGACCGCGGUUUUUUAGACUAAGUGUUAAAAAUAUGGUAUAUGGGGUAUGUAGCGCCGGAUCCUUGAGAGUACCUCGUCCUAGGACAAACUAUGGGCUUCAAAUGCUACAGUAUACACUGCCAACUGUACUAAACGUUUUAAACUUUUUAAAAGGCCGAAAUGCUUGUAUUGAUACAGCUAACAAGAAAACAAUACGGAAAAUGUGCACCUCUCAUUUUUUAAAUUUUCUUCUGCAUGGCACUGCCCGUUUCUUUCAGUCU
Messenger RNA from Ixodes scapularis (black-legged tick), 1943 nucleotides. Its product is annotated as endonuclease G, mitochondrial. The record is from RefSeq and is a predicted model, not a curated record. The transcript has 4 exons. The coding region runs from base 133 to 1011 and encodes 292 amino acids. Gene Ontology annotation, molecular function: single-stranded DNA endonuclease activity; RNA endonuclease activity; metal ion binding. Gene Ontology annotation, biological process: apoptotic DNA fragmentation. Gene Ontology annotation, cellular component: mitochondrial inner membrane; nucleus. NCBI's taxonomy places the organism in Eukaryota, Metazoa, Arthropoda, Arachnida, Ixodida, Ixodidae.